AGGACCAACAUGGCAGCUCUCUGAGUUUUGGAGGAGGGGAGCUGCUGUAAAUAAACACAAAUUCAACCUUUUGAAGACAGCGACAGCGUCGGGGUGUUCGAGUUUAGGAGCUACUGGACCGCGGGAGGGAAAAUGUCGAGUGACGGAAACAAGAAACAGUUUUGGAAGAGAAACACAGCGAAGGUUCCCGGCAGCAUUCAGCAUGUGUACGGAGCUCAACAUCCACCCUUCGACCCGCUGCUUCACGCUAAUCUAAUGAAAGCAGGCAACAAGCCGCCCCCAGCCACACCAGGCAAGCCCAAGAAGGCCACCACGUUCCAGGAGUUUGAAAGCAUCACGAGCGACGCCUGGGAUGCAGGUGACGACGAUGACGAGCUGCUGGCCAUGGCUGCACAGAACCUCAACAUCGAGGUGGUGAUGGAGACGGCCAAUAAGGUGAUUGAGAAUCACAGCAAGCAGCAGGAGCGUCAGAGGCAGGACGACACGCCAGAGCCGGAUCAAAGAGAAGAGGACACGCAGGAGGAGGUGGCGGAGGAAGAGGACGACGAGGAGGAGGACGAGGAGGAGGAGGAAGACAGAGUGGACGAGGGAGACGUGACCAGCCCAGAUGUGUCGUUUGCCUCCCAAAGCAGCCCUCGCACUGAUAGCCGCCUGGUGAAGUCCCACAGCGAAGCUCCAAUUGGGUCACCUAAAGAUGCAGCGGGCGAGCACGCCGCCCUCCACAGACAGCGCUCGCUGCCCCACCGGCCCCCCGUCAUCCCGCUGGUGGCCCGCAUGGCCGACCAGAACACGUCGGGGACCCCCGCCAUGACCGAGAGGGAGGCGUCCCGUCUGGACAAGUUCAAGCAGCUGCUGGCCGGGCCCAACACGGAUCUGGAAGAGCUCCGCAAACUGAGCUGGUCUGGAAUCCCCCGGCAGGUCCGGCCCAUAGCGUGGAAGCUCCUCUCGGGUUACCUGCCAGCCAACGCGGAAAGGCGAGAAAGCGUCCUGCAGAGGAAGAGGCAAGAAUAUUUCGGCUUCAUUCAGCAAUACUACGACUCCCGCAAUGAUGAGCACCAUCAAGACACAUACAGACAGAUUCACAUUGACAUACCGAGAACUAAUCCCCUUAUUCCUCUCUUUCAACAAGCUUCUGUCCAAGAGAUUUUCGAGCGGAUCCUCUUCAUCUGGGCCAUCCGCCACCCUGCCAGCGGCUACGUGCAAGGCAUCAACGACCUGGUCACCCCUUUCUUCGUCGUCUACGUGUUUGAGUACAUCGAGGAGGAGGUAGAAAACUUUGACGUGUCCAGUCUUCAGGAGGAGGCUCUGAGGAACAUCGAGGCCGACAGCUUCUGGUGUAUGAGCAAGCUGCUGGAUGGCAUCCAGGACAACUAUACAUUUGCUCAGCCAGGCAUCCAGAGGAAAGUCAAGGCCUUGGAGGAGCUGGUCAGCAGGAUUGAUGAGUCCGUGCAUCGCCACAUGCAGCACUACGAGGUGGAGUACCUGCAGUUUGCCUUCCGCUGGAUGAACAACCUCCUGAUGCGGGAGCUGCCACUGCGCUGCACGAUCAGACUGUGGGACACCUACCAGGCUGAACCAGAAGGCUUCUCCCAUUUCCACCUCUACGUGUGCGCGGCCUUCCUGGUGCGGUGGAGGAAAGAGAUCCUGGAGGAGAGAGACUUUCAGGGCCUGAUGAUCCUCUUACAGAACCUUCCCACGAUGCACUGGGGCAAUGAAGAAGUGAGCGUGCUGCUGGCCGAAGCCUACAGGUUGAAGUUUGCCUUUGCCGACGCGCCGAAUCACUACAAGAGAUGAUGAGCGUGGCUCCGCCCGGCCGCCGUCGCUCCUCCUCGUCUGCUGGACUCACAGAUCCUCCCUCCUCUUUUCUUAACCUCCUUUCAGCUACUAAGAGAUUGAAAUCAACCGAUGACUGAGAGGACGCUCGCUGUAGCAUUCUAGCCGCCUUUCUUUUUUUUUUAAAUUAUUAUUUUUUUUUCUCCGAUCAGCUCUGAAACGUGCAGAACCCUCUUCUUUUUAUUACUGACCAUCUCAGCUUCUUCUUGGAGUUCUUGGCCGAGCCCCUCAGGCCCGAUGCAGGACCAGCCGCCUGACUCCAAAAAGACUUUUGCUUUCUGCUUCUCGUUACUUCCAGUACCGUGGCAAUACUUUUUUUUUUUUUCCU
This is a messenger RNA of Salarias fasciatus (jewelled blenny), 2161 nucleotides long. It is a transcript of the gene tbc1d22a, whose product is annotated as TBC1 domain family, member 22a. Lineage: Eukaryota; Metazoa; Chordata; Actinopteri; Blenniiformes; Blenniidae. Gene Ontology annotation, molecular function: GTPase activator activity. Gene Ontology annotation, biological process: activation of GTPase activity. The coding region runs from base 133 to 1794 and encodes 553 amino acids. The record is from RefSeq and is a predicted model, not a curated record. The transcript is spliced from 14 exons.